GCUCAAUAUGAUUCCAGCAGAAUUGAAGUUUAUCUAAGCAAUCAAUCGAUGAAAUAGGCCAUUUGAAGCCCACAGAGCGAAUGUUACAACGACUGUACACUACAGGAGCCCUUCUUUAGUGUGAGCAUUAUGUUGAACCCACAGGAUGCACAGUACGUGAACAGUCAGCUCCAGAUGCUCGGGUAUAAAAACCAUCGAGAUGUAAGUGAUGAUGUUUGCCGCACACUGACUGAAUACCCGAGUCUCAAACCGAAGACAGAACUUUACACCACAAACGAUGGCCGAAGUAGACAACUGCUAAACUUAUCAGGUACUCUGCCCAUCGACUAUAGGGGGUCCAGGUAUAAUAUCCCCGUGGUUGUCUGGUUAUUAGAUGUACAUCCCGAGAUCCCUCCGGUCGUAUUUGUAGUACCUACAGCAAAUAUGUUGGUCAAAGCGGGUCAGCACGUGGACAACGACGGACUUGUAUACCACCCAUACCUGUCGUCCUGGGCGCGAGGGAGUACGUUAUCCGGACUGAUGUACUACUGCCGAGAAGUUUUCAGCUUAUCUCCGCCAGUUUACGCCCGGCCACAGAAUCAACCCUCAGUACAAAGAAACCAAUCAAUGCCCCCGAAUCAUGGUGGGUACGGAGGGGCAAGUAGCUACGCUGCAGCACAGCCUCCCGCCGGGUUUGCGGCACAACCACCUGGUGGCUUCGGGGGGUAUGGCCCUCCCUCUAAUUUCGGACCUCCAGCAAACUUUGGUAGAACGUUGUCGACCAGCGAGAUGGCUACCGGGUUUAAACCUCCCGCAUCCAUCACACCUCCAGCGAUGCCGGUAAGACCUCCUGAUAUAUACAGUGCAACGCAGCAACAACAGUCGGCACAACACAAGCAACAGCCAAACGAGCAGAAUGAGGUUGACAAUGCGAUACACGACGAUGUCUUACUGAUGUCUCUCAGGAGUGCCGUAGCUGAUAGACUUUCGAGAGAAGUGCCGCUGAUAGAUUCGGAGAAUAGUACAGUGAUGAACCACGAACUGGAGAGUUCGUCUACUCUCUCGAGCAGUAGCAGAAAAUUAGAGUCCAUGCUUGAAUAUAUUACGAGUGAAGAGUAUCGCAUUGACACACAGCUGAAAGAAUACACGAGGAAAACUGCUGAAAUAAAAAAGUCUCUAGUAACUAUGAAAGAAUCGGAGGGUGAGGAACAAGAUCUCGAGUCAAUGACGAGACCCAAAUAUGCAUUGUAUAAUCAAUUAAUAGAUGCGGUGGCCAAGCAUCACGCCGUUGAAGAUGUGGUGUACUAUCUCGGUAAGCGUUUGUACCGAAAAGAUGCCGACGACGACAUAUUCACACUGGACAAAUAUAUGAAAUACAUUCGGCAGCUAUUUCGCGAGGAAUUCCAUCACCGCUCCACGAUUAAAGUGGCUAGGAAAGAGGCUGGCCUGCCAGAGUAUAUAUAGUUGAGCUCAAUCCAUCCGUAUGGCGCGGUUCUGUGGUUGCGGCUAUAAAUAACUACGAAAAGUAGCCAUUCAGUUCAGGUUCACAUGGAGCUCUAGCAAGAAACAAUUUCAAUGCGAUUCGUAAGUCGUAACAUGAAAAUAUAUUCGGAGUUGCAUUCAUAUACACCUUUUACCCUUAAAGGCAAUCAGUUUCACAUUUUUUAAAUCCUUCAUUUAAUAAAUAAUGGAUUAGUACACGCCACAAUGAAC
Messenger RNA from Sphaeroforma arctica JP610, 1692 nucleotides. RefSeq lists its product as hypothetical. Bases 130 to 1443 code for a protein of 437 amino acids. The transcript has 10 exons. The record is from RefSeq and is a predicted model, not a curated record. Gene Ontology annotation, molecular function: ubiquitin binding. Lineage: Eukaryota; Ichthyosporea; Ichthyophonida. Gene Ontology annotation, biological process: protein transport; protein modification process; endosome to lysosome transport. Gene Ontology annotation, cellular component: ESCRT I complex.